AUGGUACUGAAACGGCCACUUUGGGACGGGGGUGAGGAAAGUUCUGAACUUCCAGAUAGUGAAUUUAAACGCCAGCAUUUUCUUGCAACGGCUUUCGGAGAGUUAGAGGAUGGUCAGGCUGUCCAAGAACUUGUGCACAAAUUGGAACCCUUCUUUCGGAAUGUGGUGCGAGAAGAGGUUGAACGUGCAAUCCAUCCAUUUAUGAGACCCUCGCAAAAUCAAAUCGAGAGCUCUGGAUCAAGAACGUGGCAGCUGCGUUUUGGCAGUGAAUUGCCUGGUACCAUUUUCACAGGCAAUAGGAUACUAUCUGACGACAGAAGACCAGUCAAACUUGUUCUGUAUGAUUCAGGUUCUGGGAACCUAAUAACAUCAGGGCCCUUAUCUUCACUGAAGGUCAAUGUUGUUGUUCUUGAUGGUGAUUUUAGUCCUGAUGAUCAUAACAACUGGACGGAGAAAGAUUUCGUGAGUAAAAUUGUACCGAAUAGAGAAGGAAAAAGGCCAUUGGUCACUGGAGAAUUGUCAGUCCAAUUGACAGAGGGAGUAGGUUAUAUUGGUGAAGCCAACUUCACUGAUAAUUCAAGCUGGAUCAGGAGUGGGAGAUUUAGGUUGGGUUUGAAAGCGAAUGCUAAUUCCACUAUAAGGGAAGGAAUAAGCAAAGCCUUCAAAGUAAAAGAUCAUCGUGGAGAGUCAUACAAGAAACACUACCCUCCAUCCUUGGAUGAUGAAGUAUGGCGCUUGGAGAAGAUAGCGAAAGAUGGUGCAUCCCAUAAACGGUUGGCUCAGAGUGAUAUAUCCUCUGUCGGAGACUUUUUGAGGUUGUACGUCACAAACCAGUCCUCCCUACGCUCCUUACUCAACAUCUCAAACAGGAAGUGGGAUACAAUCAUCAGACACGCUACAAAUUGCAAUUUGGAUGACAAAUUGUACUUGUACAUUAGUGCAGAUGGGAUCAGGCUUUUCUUCAACUGCAUCUACAAUCUUGUAGGAGCUACUUUUGAAGGACCGAAUUACCUUUCCUUGGAUAAACUCAAUAUGUAUCAGAUGCGAAUUGUGGAGAAUCUGAAACAGCAUGUUUAUAGAAACUUAAAGGACUUGGUGCCCAUUGCUGACCAAUCAGCUGUUGACUACCCGAUGCUAUUGCCAAGUGUUGGAGCAGACAAUUUUAACUAUCCUUCUUCAAGUAUGCAGAAUGCUAAUUUCCCAGUUCAACAAGAAAUGCAGACGAACCUUGCUCAUCCAACUUCACCACUAUUUAAUUACGAAGCGGAACAAGAAUAUAGUCCGAUGCAAGGAUUCAAUUCGACAUCGGGAAACAGUUUUGGGAUGAGUGAUUCUCCGAGCGGAUCCUAUAUGGGAGCAGAUACUUGGGCUUCUGGAGGAACAGAAAGCACAAAACAAGAUGGUGUAAGGUUCUGGCUGUAG
Molecule: messenger RNA, 1422 nt
Organism: Fraxinus pennsylvanica
Lineage: Eukaryota; Viridiplantae; Streptophyta; Magnoliopsida; Lamiales; Oleaceae
Source: the annotation of a GenBank genome assembly